Messenger RNA from Tetranychus urticae (two-spotted spider mite), 1126 nucleotides. RefSeq lists its product as uncharacterized. The record is from RefSeq and is a predicted model, not a curated record. NCBI's taxonomy places the organism in Eukaryota, Metazoa, Arthropoda, Arachnida, Trombidiformes, Tetranychidae. Gene Ontology annotation, molecular function: protein binding.
CAAUACAUUUGGAACUCUUCUGAGUUGUGCUGCAGUCUAUCAACAGUCUGUGAAAGAUGGAAAUACUUGGUUCUCGAAAGAUUAAACAAUGUUAAAUACUUGACAGAUUCAUUGGAAAGGGAUUGUUAUCCUGCUAGUUAUACUAUGUUCUUUGAGGAUGGUAAUCGAUUAGAGCGAUUAGAGCUAUUAGAAUGGUUUCCUAGACUCAAGAUUUUAGAUGUUGAAAGAAAACUUGAUAAUGAUUUCAUCUCGAAUGUAAAAGUCAAAGGACUUCAAUUUAAAUGUGACUAUUAUAUUGAUUUGGAAGAUGUCACUUGUCAUAAUCCAUCGCUUGAAAUGUUAGCGAUCAAACAAUUAUCGGAUUUUUUCGCCAAUGAGAUCCAAGGACCAAUAAUGAAACAAUUAUUCGUAACCAGUUGUAGUGUUUCUGAAUUUGCCAGUUAUGCUAAAUAUUUUCCGAACUUGAAACGACUCCACAUUCAAAAAUACGGGAGCUUCCUUUUUGAUGACGAAUUUUAUGCUGGACCUGUUCUUGAAAAACUUGAGAUUUUAGAAAUAUGUUUUCAUCUUGAACAAAACGGGCAACUAGACCAUUAUCAUGGAUUUAGCCUUGCAGAUCAUUGUCCAGCUUUGAAAAGUGCCUUCCAUUAUAUUCAAACUGAUAGAGAAUUUUUCGUCAACAGUGGAAUCAAAAAUCAUUUCUUACAAGAUUUAGUUCUUCAAUUUCAUGAACAUCAAAAUUGGUCAGUUUUAAGACGCAUAUUGAGCAAAUACCCAAAUUUGAAACAUUUGGCUAUAAGAGGAAACUCGGACAUAUCGGAUAAAAAUAUUCCCGAACUUUUAGAGCUACUUCCUUGUAUUACUCUUAUUGACAUCAGAUACUCUCUAAAAGUAACCGAAAAGUCAACUGAAUAUAUUGAUCGGUACUGUAGACGUCGUAAUCGUUCAAUCUCAUUUUACUACCAAAAAAGGCCCAAAAUAACAAAGAAAUGGCCUCAUUUAUCAACAAAAAGUGUGCGAAUCGGUCGUGGAUUUGAUUUCAUGAAAUACUGUUUUCUCAGGCAUUAUGAUGAUUUGCCACUUUUACUCGAUCCUGAUGAAUAAACAACAUUCCUUAGAGAAAAUA